Molecule: messenger RNA, 1516 nt
Organism: Tarenaya hassleriana
Lineage: Eukaryota; Viridiplantae; Streptophyta; Magnoliopsida; Brassicales; Cleomaceae
Exons: 11
Coding region: 326-1342 (338 amino acids)
Source: RefSeq, a predicted model, not a curated record
CGAUUUGAGUUAUCCACUGUACAAAACGGAAAGGCAUACGCGCUCUCCUCUUCGGCCCACUCCGGCUCCGGCGCCGGUGCCGGAGAUUUUCCGCCGUCGAGAGACUGCCGUUUCCUUGAACGAGAAAGCGACCCGUUAACGUUUCUGGGCUCGAAUUCUGUUUUGCUUCCUGGGCUCUAAAACCCUGAUUUCUGGGCUUUCUUUAAGGGGUUUGCUUCAAUCGUGGUUUUGUAAAGAUCGCAGCUUUUCGAGUUCUCGUUGGCGUUUUCCAUUCCCCGUAUCGCAUCGAUUCAAAACAAACGGUGCGAGGAUAGUCAUCACGAAGAUGCGCGGCGGCGCGGCGGUGUACGGACGGCCACGCGCCACGUCUCGGUUACUUGAGAUCGGCAGAACCAUAGCCAGAUCCUUGUGCUAUUCAUCUUCGUCAUCUGACCAUGAGAGUUUCAUAAGGGACAUAGCUAAAACUGAGCCUCCUAUGCAUCUGGUCCAGCUGCUGAACAUGUCCAAAGCCAAAGGUGGAUCCAUAGUUUCUCCUGGAGCCAAGCACGGUUUGUUACCUCUUACCAUUCCAUUGGCGAGGAGCAGUUCAGGGGCUUUGAUUGCAUUACUACGGUGGCCAACAGCACCUCCUACCAUGGAGAUGCCUGUGGUGGAGGUUCAGAAACACGGGGUUUUGUUUUUAGCCAAGAAUGUUGAUCAGUUCAUUCAUCGAAUUUUGGUGGAAGAAGAUACCACUGAUCCUCGUGAUGAGAUCUUUGAUGCCGCUGCUGAUGCCGGGCAGAAACUUUACAGAAAUGGUGAUUUUGCCAGGUCAAGAUUGCCAGAUGUAGAUGCCUAUCUUUUAAGAAAGGUUGGACUGUUCCCGGAUGUUCUGGAGCGCAAAGUUAUGCGGCAUGUUGAGAACGGAGACCAUGUUUCAGCUUUGGUGGCUGCCGAGUUUUACGCAAAGAAGGGAAACUUCCCCGGGUUUGCUCGGCCUUUCGCAUUCAACGCUGAGGUUUUGUUGAAAAUUGGGCGUAGUCUAGAAGCAAAAGACGCAGCUAGGGGUGCCCUGAAAUCCUCGUGGUGGACCUUAGGAUGCGAAUAUGAGAAUGUUGCUCGGAUAGCAGAGUGGGGAAACAAGCAAAUAGAGGAAUACAAGGAGAGAGUCACGGAGGAAGGCAGACAAAGAGACUUAGAAAGGGGAAAGCCAGCAGCUCAGGCUUCUCUGGACAAAGCCGCUUUCUUGCUGGAUUUAGCGUCUCUUGAAGGGAUUUGGGACGAGUCACUUGAGCUCAUUGCGCAGUGCUACAAAGAGGCAGGACUUACCGACAUUGCCAAUUUUGUUUUGUACAGAGAUUGAGAGAUUCAUUCUCCUGAAGUCAGAGCUCAGGUAUCAUCUCCUCUCAUCUACCCCAUAAGCAUCCUGCAAACAAGCCACUAGAACAGAGUACUGAUGUUUUCUUUUCUGGGACUUGGAAGUGAAAUGGAAUGGAACAGUCAUAGUCAUUGCAUUUGAUAUCUAAUCAAGAUUUAC